CAGCAACAGCCGCCCCAGCAGAGUGGCGGCCAUUACAUUACGCGGCUAGAAUAAUCUUCAAUCUCGUCGGCGGCAGCUGCAGCGGCCGCAGCGGCAGCAGCCGCCGCGGCUGCAGCCAUGUUACCCAUGCUGCAUCCGAAUCCGUCCUCUUCCUCCUCCCCCACACCGUCCUGUUCGUCCAGCUCGUCUUCCCAUCAGCCGCCGCUCUCACUCCACAACCCACACCAUCACACCCACCUCAGCCAGCAUAUGCAUCCCGUGCCGAGCGGUCUUUCGUCGCCGACGCCUCCAAAGGUAGCGGCCGAUAUUGUGUCGGGACUGUCCCAUCAUCUCUCCAUCCUUUCCUCCUCCUCCUCCUCCCCUACGGCCUCUUGUGCUUCAGCAACGUUGGGCGCGCUGGCUCAGUCCUCCCAUCGUCACCAACCACACCAUCUGCCACACAAUCUGCACGAUCACCACCACCAUCACUACCUGCACCAUCAUCAGCAGCAACAGCAGCAACAACAACAGCAGCAACAACACCAUCAACAUCAACAACAGCAGCAGCAGCAUCGACAACUACAUCCCUCGCACGGAUCGCCUCGGCAGUCACCACUGCACGGCAGCUCGCUACUAUCCGUCACCGGUAGUACGUUAUCGUCACUCGAGCAACACUCUGGUGCGUGCAGCAUCCCUAGCACCCAUCAUUCCACACUCUCCACCCAUCCACACUCCGCCCAGUCGGAGCCGGCACAGCUCAACUUCCAGCACGGAAACCCUCACGGCCAUCUGUUCCGCUCCACCUACCGUACCCUGUUUCGCCAUCCGGAAACAUUACCCGGUUCGGCGGCAUCCAUCACCUCACUGCGAUCGUCUUCACCCGCCCAUCAUUCCCCGUCAGCCGCUGGUCAACCUUCUGCAUCAGCUCCUCCUCCUCCUCCUCCUCCGCCGCCGCCUCCACCACCUCCUCCUUCUUCUGCGUCCUCUACCGUGUCCAACGAGCAAAGCAAUGACAGUGGGCAGGGUGCUGCACUAGCCUGCCGAGACUGAGCACCCACUCACAUACGCCGAUUGAACGAUUAUGAGCCAUUUUACCGAAGAAUUUACAUAGGAGACGCUGCUCUUACCAGGUGUAUACAGGGUUUUCGACGGUUGCAUUGACAUCGGGAAAAAGAUAUUGUUUUGCAAGUCUUUUUCAGCAAGUUGUUCAAUUGUGCAAUAGCGUUGACAAGUUCAACAAAUCCCGUUCUGCUGUCAACGCCAUCUUGUGUGAAAAAAAACUUCAACAACUUGCUGAAAGAGUCUAUUUUGUACUCCAAAAACGUUGAAAAUGUUAAUAUAGCCGUCAAAAACCCUGUAAGUUGAAGUUGUCCGGUUGUGUUUUGUUAGCAGAGCUGGUGGAGUUUAACUUACUCAAGAAUUUCUCAAGAAAACCUUGAAGGAUAUAAUAAAAAGCCUUGUCUGGAAUAUUCCAUCAAAGCCGCUGUACUCUCCAGACCUGGUCUGAUCAGGAGACUAGAUUAUCAGAUCAGAUUAAAAGCUCUUUAUCAUCAAUAUGGCAUGACCUGCCCGAGCAGGACUUCGGGAAUAAAAUUCGAUUCGAAAUAACAGUUCAAUUGCUAAGGAAUUCUCCAAUUUUCCUGGGAUUCCUGGGUUUCCUGGGACAAAACCAGGACAAGUUCAACUUUAUACACCUGAUGAACGUACGCAGCAGUAGCACAAGGCGGCGGAAAACGCAAACAAAACAACAAAACAAAAAGCAAAUCGAAGACUAUGAAAAAAAAACAAAGAUACGGUGAAAAAUGUUUAAAGUGGUAGUUCUAAAACCCCAUUGUGAUAAUACCGUAAUACGUGUUAAUUAAAAAAAAAAGUUUUUUGCAAAUAACAAUUGAACCAUAUGAACUAUUCGUGUAUGUAUGUAUAUUGUAUAUUUACCUGACACGUUUUAUUCAAUCAAACUGAAGUCACCGGAGGAAACGAACCCCGUUUUAAAUGCUAGCCUAGCUGUAAGGGUUAGGGUUUUUUUUCUUCUCUGUUUUUAAGUAUCUAUCAGCGAAUGGAAGUAAUCAUACAUACGAACAGUGUACUGCAAGUACUAGCGCACAAUAAGCCACCAAAAUGAAGGUGGGAUUUGGUUGUUAAGAGGCAAAAAAAAUGACAAAACGAAGUCUAAUCGUAUUAAUAUUUUAUUGAUUUUACUGCAAAAAACUAUAACGCAACCGUGCGUGGGUGUUCUUCACGUUUUUUUUUCGACCGUUCUUCGACCUUCGUUUCAGUUACGGUGGUGUACGCACACAAGGAAAACGGCAUGAAGUCCCUCCGUAUCGGACGGAACGCGCAACUGUAUGGCGCCAUUUUAGAGCUUUUUAGCAAUUAAAUUACAAGUUUCUACUACAACUAACAAACAUAACUAACGACGGCCUGAAUAUAAUCGAUCGGUAAACUAAUUUAUUAAUUUUUUUAAUUAUUUUAAUGUUUUUUUUAUCAUCUAUUAUUUAUGAGUUAAUCGAUAGCAAGACUAGAUAUUACGAUUGAAGGUACUGAACGACAAGAAUUGCACUCUUAGAGUGGUGGAGAAUGGAGAAAGAGACCUUUUUUGUGUGUUAACCACGGAAAAAGAUUAUUAAAGGAAACAUGCACUUGAUAUGUUACUUGUUAUGCUAUUUAUUCUUGUCUUGCGUAUUCUUGAGCGAAUAAAACGAAUAAAUUCAAUCACUCGGGACAAAUAAUGGAUGGCAAAUAUGAAUGACCGGUGCACUGUGAAACGCAGCAGGCGAAUAUAACGCUUUAUUUGUUUGUUUCUAAUGGUUAACUCCUGAAGUAUAAGCUGAAACAAAGUAGAACGUUUGCUGACAUGUGUAUGAAUUGUAAUUCAAACUUGUUUUUUUUCUGUUUUCGAACCCAAAGCUGACCUGUUGUCAUAUGUGAAUUAGAAGCAAAAAAGAAAGAAGAACCGAAACGAUCAUUAAAAAACAAAACACACGAAAUAAAAAAAGAAUAAAUUGAAACACACGCAACACACAAUUAGGGUGUACGCCGCCUGGUAGUAAUGCUAAUUAUUAGUUUUGUAUAGAAGAAUGAGCAGUGCAACAAUCUUUGCAAACAAAACAAAAAAAAACCGGUUCUAUCAAUGUAAAAUUUAAUAAACAAACGUACUAGAUGGAUGAAGCAAUAAGAAACGAGAUAGUUUGUAAAACAAAGGCUGGAAUACUGUGGAGAAACAAAAAAAAUCGUUUAGGAAAAGUGAAAAACAAAACAUCAUCAGUAAAAACGGAAAACAAAUUAACGAAUUUUGUGGAUAAAAACAAACAAAACAAAACAAACCAAAAACUACUUA
Anopheles funestus (African malaria mosquito) is the source of this 3316-nucleotide messenger RNA. RefSeq lists its product as uncharacterized. The transcript has a single exon. Bases 118 to 1029 code for a protein of 303 amino acids. NCBI's taxonomy places the organism in Eukaryota, Metazoa, Arthropoda, Insecta, Diptera, Culicidae. The record is from RefSeq and is a predicted model, not a curated record.